AUGUCUUCUGAUCUGGACCGAAUGUACAUGCGAGACAUGCGCUCCACCUUCGAAGACGAAAAUGAUUACAACGUCACUAUUCAAGUCGGACAAGAGCCAAACAAAGAGAUUGUCAGAGCGCACUCUGUAAUAUUGCGGGCGCGUUGCUCAUACUUUCGUACCGCUUUAUCAAACAUUUGGGGACGAAAAGUAAAUGAGAUGUAUACAUUCUCCCAUCCAAACAUAACGUCACGAGCGUUCCGAAAGAUUUUGAGAUACUUGUACACUGGAGAGAUGGACCUGAAGCUGGAUGAAGUCAAGUCCAUGUUUCUCGAGUUGCUCUCUGCCGCUGACCAACUGGAAAUGGUAGAACUCAUGGAUCAUAUUCAGGAACAUAUCAUUGAUGAGGAGUACGAUUGGAUCUUGAACAAUUUCGUAGAACUCAUGAAUAUCUCCACGCAAUAUAAAUCCUACGUCAAGCUUAAUGAUAUUGUCAAGCAAAUCUUGACCGAAGAUCCCGCAGCACCUUUAAAGUCCAAGGACAGUCACAAACUCGACGAGACAACAUUAUUGGAAAUUGUAAAGAGAGAUGAUCUUCUUAUCAAAGAAAUCGAGCUCUUCGAGCACAUCAUCGCGUGGGGAAUUAGUCAGAUUCCAUCCCUGGACCCCGAUAUGACAAAAUGGUCCGAGAAAGACUAUGAGAAUAUUCGCGCAAUCACCGGUAAUUUAUUGACGCAUGUCCGGUAUACAAAUAUUUCAGGUGUUGACUAUCACGAAAAAUUACGGAAGUGCAAAAAAUUACUUCCGGCCGAUUUAUGGAAAGGCAUGAAGGAAUUCUAUAUCACUGAGAAGAAGCCCGAGGUGCUGAGAAAGAUGCCAUCGCGCACCUCUUGCGAGAUGAAUAGCUCGAAGCUCAUAAGCUGGAAGAAUUUCGCCAAAAUCACGUACUGGAUCAAUAAGACGAGGAGUGACCGAGAACCGACCGCAUAUGUAUAUAGGCUUUUACUGAGGCAAAGUCGCGACGGGAAGGGACCAAAGGUAUUCAACGGAUUGGCGGCAAAAAAAGGUCCCACGAUCGUGAUCAUCAAGGUUGCAGAUUCUCCAAGGAUUCUUGGUGGAUACAAUCCAGUGGACUGGGAUACCUCGUUUAGCAUCGAAAACACCAAGGAGAGCUUUAUCUUCUCAUUCGAAAAUGGAAGCACCUGCAACAAUUGUAUCUUAAGUCGCGUCAAAAACUUUGAAAAAGCAAUCACGAGCUAUCCGAGACGUCAUUCGUUUGAUCAUGACCUCGAUUUUAGCGAAGGAAGGUGCGUCCCGACCUCAUACGAAAGGAAAAUCUUUGAAAACACCAAAUUUACGAUUGAGGAUUACGAGGUAUUUCAGGUUAUUAGGAAAGAAGAAUUAUCUUCUGUGGAAAGUAUCGUGGUGACAAAAAAACGAUCAAGAGGUAACUCAUUGAACGAAAAUGGUGCUCGAGGCGACACGAAGAGUAACAAGAGAAAUCGAGUUGAAGAUUAUGAUUUCGAUUUUUGA
Messenger RNA from Acaulospora morrowiae, 1512 nucleotides. The record is from the annotation of a GenBank genome assembly. Lineage: Eukaryota; Fungi; Glomeromycota; Glomeromycetes; Diversisporales; Acaulosporaceae.